AAAAAAAAAAAAAAAAAAAAAAAGAUAUAGAGUUCAGCGCAGCCAGGAACAAGGGAAAGAAAGGACAGGCAAGAUGACGGAACAGGUUCUUACAACACCACCUCCGCCGGCUGAUUCCUUCAUCGUCAUCAACGGAGUAGAUGAUCGCGAUGCUGGCAUCUACUCGGACAACUUUUAUUCUCAGCGUAUGGGCCCUUUUAGAAGCGCUCUACGGCGACGAAUGCUUCCCUGGGUUCGAAAUGAGACAGACGAUCUUGCUGCUCUCCAGGAUCGAUGGAGGACACCCUUUCUGGACAGCUACUUCACAUUGACAGCCUUUGCUGGCCAUCCUCUGUUCUUUGUGUGCAUCCUGCCAAUAAUGUUUUGGUAUGGCCACUCGGUCUUUGCGCGCGGCUUCGUAAAUGUCGCCUGUGUCGGUGUCUUUGUCACCUCCUGGAUCAAGGACUAUCUCUGCCUGCCUCGACCUCUCUCGCCGCCCCUGAUCCGACUCUCGCGUUCCAAGCGAGUCCACUUGGAGUACGGUUUUCCAUCCACGCAUACGAGCAAUGCGACUUCGAUCGCAUUAUACCUUCUUUCCUAUUUGCUCAUUUCGGACUGGUCUAUCGUCGCCAAGAUCCUUUCGAUAUUCAGUUUGGGCGUAUACCUGUUCAGCGUGGUCUUUGGUCGCCUGUAUUGCGGUAUGCACACAAAGACGGACAUUAUGGGUGGAACCGUUAUUGGCAUCGUCGUCUGGGCCGCUCAAUGGGCCUUUCACGACUCUAUUGAUGCUCUGAUGACCGAAUCCAGCUGGAAAGUUAUCUUUGCGGUCGUCCUUGGGGGCAUCGUCCUGAUCCAGAGCAUUCCCGAAACAAUGGACAGCUGUCCGUGUAUUGACGAUGGGGUCACCACUAUGGCAGUGAUUAUGGGUGUCUUCCCCGCGAGCCAGCACUUUGCGCUCUCCAAUUAUGCAGUCAGUGCUGAUGGUCAUAAUGGCAUCGUUCACUACGACCCUACUCUCGGCUUCACAGAGUCAAUUCUCCGAUUCGUGUUUGGGCUAGCGGUCGUAUUCACUUGGCGCAUGGUAGCCAAGAAGAUACUGUACAUUGUUCUGCCUCCUGUGUACAGAUAUUUCAACCUGCCAUCGCGAACUCACUUUGUCCCUGCAAAGACGUAUGGAAACCUUCGCAGACAACCAAUUGGUCGCGUCCCUUCGGUCAUGGAUCUACAAGCUCUAGCUGACUCGUCCAUCGAGAUCGUGGGUCCACAGUCGACCAUGGAUAUCCAUGAACAGUUCUCACAGAGUCGGUCCUCUAAGCGGCUGAGUAUGCGGAAUCUGCCAGACUACGACAUUGGGACAAAGGAACACUUCGGGCUCCGUCCCAGUCAAGCCAGCAAAGCGCGCCAACAAACACAAGAAAGCGAGGUAAAGACAUCGCUAGAGGUGCUGGAUGGAGACAGUCUAAAAUCAGAAUGCGAGCUGGAUGAGUCGGAAAAGAUCGCGAUGGAAAAAUUCGAGGCGGAGCAUCCAAGUUGGGCGCGGUUCGAUGUCGAUAUUGUUAUCAAGACUGUGGUCUAUGCAGGUAUUGGAUGGUUGGCUGUGGACAGCAUUCCAAUCAUGUUUGAGUACAUAGGCCUUGGUACUUCCUCACUUCACGCCUAGACUAGCAACCUUAGCCUGGAAAAUAAAUACGGAUCAUUCAAGUCGGAC
Messenger RNA from Gamsiella multidivaricata, 1687 nucleotides. RefSeq lists its product as uncharacterized. Gene Ontology annotation, cellular component: endoplasmic reticulum membrane. NCBI's taxonomy places the organism in Eukaryota, Fungi, Mortierellomycota, Mortierellomycetes, Mortierellales, Mortierellaceae. The coding region runs from base 74 to 1639 and encodes 521 amino acids. Gene Ontology annotation, molecular function: sphingosine-1-phosphate phosphatase activity. The record is from RefSeq and is a predicted model, not a curated record. The transcript is spliced from 7 exons.